AGGCAAUCGCAACAUUGGCUCGCUAUAUAUAGUUUGUCUUUGCUUCGAUAAUUUCCAUCUCACGCGUACGCACGUCCUCCAUCUCCAGCCGCUGCGUCUUGUCGCCGAGCCUGUCUCUCUCUCUCUAAGCCUGCUGCUGUGGGCUGUGGCAGAUGGAGCCCAUGAGGGUGCGCACGAGAAUUCCUAUCAUCUAGGAGGUCAUACAAGAUCGGGAGCCGGCCGACGGGCAGGAAUUCAUGGAACGAGGUGUACGGGAUUGGAUGCAAGGCCGGUUGCCGUUGAUCGACCAAGAACUCGACAUGCUGCAAAGACAACAAGAGGCUCGGCAGCACAUCUACCAUGAGGAUGAUGAUGAACCGUUCUGGCCGAGUUUGGCAGUCCCGGCCUCGCUCGACACCGUCCUGCAGCUGCCGGAGACAGCCGGCGCGCCAGCCGGAGCCCGGCUCCAGCAGACGGAGUGCGCCGUGUGCCUCAAGGAUUUCGAGGUGGACGACAAGGUCACCACGAUGCCGUGUGACCACUACUUCCACCAGGGUUGCAUCUCUGAGUGGCUCAAGGUCAGCUGCGUCUGCCCCCUCUGCCGUCACGCGCUUCCUGCUGCAACUCCACCGGCGCACCACAUGGAGGCCACAAGUCCAUGAUUGAUCAUCUUUUCAUCCUCCAUGAUCAAUUUUUCUGUUGGUGUCACUCUCCCUGCUUCAAGCCAAGAAGAAAAUUGAUCUUUUCAGUCCUCCAUGAUCAACUUGAAGCAGAGCGUAUCUUUUUUGUUUUUGAGAAAAAGCAGAGCGUAUCCUGAUCUGCUUCUAGAGCAACGUUGUGGCCUCUCUCUCUGUUUUUCUUUGAUGUAAAACUAAUGUCACUGAUGAUAUUGCGGUCCUUUUUCUGGGACUGUAUUCCUUGGUGUUGA
Triticum aestivum (bread wheat) is the source of this 907-nucleotide messenger RNA. RefSeq names its product E3 ubiquitin-protein ligase RNF181-like. Gene Ontology annotation, molecular function: ubiquitin protein ligase activity. Gene Ontology annotation, biological process: ubiquitin-dependent protein catabolic process. Bases 237 to 641 code for a protein of 134 amino acids. Lineage: Eukaryota; Viridiplantae; Streptophyta; Magnoliopsida; Poales; Poaceae. The record is from RefSeq and is a predicted model, not a curated record. The transcript has a single exon. Gene Ontology annotation, cellular component: nucleus.